This is a messenger RNA of Ficedula albicollis (Collared flycatcher), 1222 nucleotides long. RefSeq names its product protein AF-17-like. Gene Ontology annotation, cellular component: nucleus. The annotation marks the transcript as partial. The transcript has 8 exons. NCBI's taxonomy places the organism in Eukaryota, Metazoa, Chordata, Aves, Passeriformes, Muscicapidae. The record is from RefSeq and is a predicted model, not a curated record. Gene Ontology annotation, molecular function: histone binding; nucleosome binding. Gene Ontology annotation, biological process: regulation of transcription by RNA polymerase II.
AUGCGUCGGGAAAAGCGGAUUUUAGGGGGUUUGGCCCCCUCAGAAAUCCUAAAAUCCGAGGUUUUUCAUGGAAUUCUCAUGGAAUUCCGGCCCCGGAUGUGGACUGAAAUUUUUUUAGCCUGGAGUUGUUUUUGGGUUUUUUUUUUUUUGAUUCCUGUUCUGAAUUCCCAUUUUUCCAUUCCUUUUCCAGGCUGGGCCCACGUGGUGUGUGCCCUGUACAUCCCUGAGGUGCAGUUUGCCAACGUGCUCACCAUGGAGCCCAUCGUGCUCCAGUACGUGCCCCACGACCGCUUCAACAAGACGUGUUACAUCUGCGAGGAGCAGGGCCGGGAGAGCAAAGCGGCCUCGGGGGCCUGCAUGGCCUGCAACCGUCACGGCUGCCGCCAGGCUUUCCCAUUUCCCAGUGCCCAGAUGGCCGGGCUGCUGUGUGAGGAGGAGGUGCUGGAAGUUGACAACGUCAAAUACUGCGGCUACUGCAAAUAUCACUUCAGUAAAAUGAAGACCUCUCGCCAUUCGGGGAGCAGCUCCUUCCUCCCGGGCAGGAGGAGCCGCUCGGCGUCCCCCACCCAGGAGAAGCACCUGUCCCACCACGAGCGCCCAAAAAAGGUGAGACUGUCCUGGUUUGAACAGCCCCUGCGUGUCCCCUGCCAGGGCUCCGGUGGCCACCACGAGGCCACCAAGGACAGCUCGGAGGUGGCCAGGGCCGAGGCCAAGGGCAGGAAAUCCUCGAGCCACGGCAGCAGCCACAAGGGAAAAAAAACGGGGAGCGGGAAAAGCUCCGGAGGAUUCGGAACGGCCGCGCCGGGAGGAACCUUCCAGGCUGCGGGUGAGGGGCGGGAGGAGGAGGAGGAGAGGGAGGAAGGAGAGGAGGGAAAAGAUGAAGGAAAAAGGAAAGAAGGGGGAUGGAAGAGGAGGGGGGGCGCUGGAGGCGCCACCAGCGCCGGCCACAAGCGCCUGCCGUCGCUCAGCGCCGAGGAGGGCGAGCUGCUCAAGGAGAAGAAGCACAAGGGCAGCAAGAAGAACAAGCACGGCCCCGGCCGGCCCAAGGCGGGCAAGGGCAAGGAGGUUUUGGGGGCCCAGCUGGCUGGAUCCACCUCCACCUCCUCCUCGCCCUUCUCCGGGGGGUCCCUCGUCAGCUCCAGCGUGGGCAGCUCCUCCCGCAGCUUCGGCCACGCCUCCAGCCUGCCCAGCCUCAGCGUGGAGUCGCCGCUGCUGGGCUCAG